Sordaria macrospora k-hell is the source of this 744-nucleotide messenger RNA. NCBI's taxonomy places the organism in Eukaryota, Fungi, Ascomycota, Sordariomycetes, Sordariales, Sordariaceae. The record is from RefSeq and is a predicted model, not a curated record.
AUGCGUUCCUCCACUAUUCUGCAAACCUGCCUGGUGGCCGUUCUCCCAUUCGCCGUCCAGGCCGCCUCGGGAUCCGGCAAGUCCACCAGAUAUUGGGACUGCUGCAAACCAUCCUGUGCCUGGUCCGGCAAGGCUUCUGUCAACCGUCCCGUUCUCGCCUGCGACUCAAACAACAACCCGCUGAGCGACACCAACGUCAACCUCACAUUCACUUCGGGUCCUGUUUCUGGCAAGACCUUGGUCGUCCAGUCUACCAGUACUGGUGGUGAUCUUGGCUCCAACCAUUUCGACCUCAACAUGCCCGGCGGAGGCGUCGGCCUGUUUGACGGUUGCAAACGGGAGUUUGGCGGUCUCCCCGGCGCCCAGUACGGCGGUAUCAGCUCCCGCAGCGAGUGCGACUCCUUUCCGGCCCCUCUCAAGCCCGGCUGCCAGUGGCGCUUCGACUGGUUCAAGAACGCCGACAAUCCGGAGUUCACCUUCAAGCAGGUUCAAUGCCCGUCCGAGCUCACCUCACGCACCGGCUGCAAGCGAAACGACGACUCGCAAUUCCCGGCUUUUACUCCUCCCUCUGGUGGAGGCAGCAACCCCUCUACUCCAACAACUCCCCCCCCUUCUGGCGGCGGCUCCGGAUGUACUGCGGCUAUGUACGCUCAGUGUGGCGGCUCGGGAUUUUCUGGUUGCACCAAUUGCCCAUCCGGGUUGACCUGCAAGGCCAUCAAUGAUUACUAUCACCAGUGUGCCUAA